CCGGCGGGGAGGCGGGAGCCGGGCCGCCGGGCAGCCGGACCCUGAGCCCCGGAGCUGCCAAGGCCGAGCCGCCGGGCGCCGCGGGCCCCAGCCCCAAGAAGGCCCCAGGAGAGGCAUCUUCCCCCGCGGGAGUCGCCGGACGCGGGGGCGCCGCGGCCGCGCGUUCCGCAAGGAGGACGAGGAGGAAGCGGCGCAGCUUGCCGGCCGAGAGGAAGCGCUCCACCCGCGCCCCCGACGGCGCUCGUUUAACCACAUCCGCGCCUCCGCUGGAAACGCGUCCAGGCGCCUGUCACCGGUUCCCUCCAUUUUGAAAGGGAAAAAAGGCUCUCCCCCUUCCCCUCCUCCUAGGAGCCGGAGCCGGAGGAGCCGCGCUCAUGGCGUUCAGCCCCUGGCAGAUCCUGUCCCCCGUGCAGUGGGCGAAAUGGACGUGGUCCGCGGUGCGCGGCGGGGGUGCCGGAGAGGACGAGGCCCGAGGGCCCGAGGGCGACCCCGAGGAGGAGGACUCGCAAGCCGAGACCAAAUCCUUGAGUUUCAGCUCGGAUUCUGAAGGUAAUUUUGAGACCCCUGAAGCUGAAACGCCCAUCAGAUCCCCGCUCAAGGACUCCUGUGAUUCACAGCUGGGACUGGCAGGCCCUGGAGCCAAAACCCAAGACUCAGAAGAAGUGGAUGAACAGCUGGUGGCAGAAGUGGUUGCACAGCGUUCAUCUGAGGCUUGUUCUAGUCCCCCAGGAAAUGAGGGGGCUCAGCAAGCUGCCACCUGUUCCUCAGCCAAGGGUUUCAAAGAACAGCCUGAACCUGACAUUAGCAAAAUCUCAGUGGUGAGGCCAUUUUCCAUAGAAACCAAGAAUUCCACGGAUACCCCAGCAGCACUUGGGACAAACGCAGGUUAUGGCAGUGUCACCACGGACUUAGGCGAGGCCGGGCCCUCCGGGGCACCAGACGCCCUCCAGGACGAGGCCAUGACCGAGGGCACCAGGGGGCUCCCGCUGGAGGCGCCCGCAGAAGCUGGCCCGAAGGCAGGGAGCCCCUGUCCGGAGCUGGUGCCCGGCAGGAGCAGGCUGAGGAAGCCCAAGCCCGUCCCCCUGAGGAAGAAGGCCAUCGGCGGGGACUUCUUGGAGGGCCCGCACCUCCCCGGGCCGUCCAGCCAGCUCGGUCCUGAUGGAGCGGAUGGGAACCACAGCCCUUCCUCACGCAGAUGUCCCCCCAAGGUUAAGGAAACUCCCGGCCCUCCUGGGAGUGACAUCAACGACUCAGGGGUUGAGCUGCUGGAGGGGUCGCAGAGCUCCCCGCUGAAGCUGGAGUUUGAUUUCUCAGAAGAUGUGGCAAGUGAAGAGGCCAGGAAAGCCCUUCCCAGGAGACUGGGCAGGAAAGCGGGGAGCAGACUGACUCCCCAGGCCCAGAAAGAUGGUGCCAGCGCGGCAGGAGGAGCAGAGCCGCCUCCUGGCCUGGCCGCAGACGGUGGUCCUCUCCCCCGAGCAUCUUCCACGCUGGACCCCGGGCCCUGGGAGAGCCCCACGUCCAGUCCCCUUGGGGGCCACUCCGCCCUGCAGCACUCCCCCCUGCUCUCCUCUAAGGGCUCCUACCGCUUCGACCCAGAUAACUUUGACGAAUCCAUGGAUCCCUUUAAACCCACCAUGACUCUCACGGGCAGUGACUUUUGCUCUCCCGCCGGUAGUCAUGUUCAUGAAAUCUUAGAUUCACCCAAGAAGGCCAAGUCGCGUUUAAUAACGACUACUGAGCAAGUGAAAUUUCUCUGUUUUCUGUUGAGUGGCUGUAAGGUGAAGAAAUACGACGCUCAGUCUCUGGCUUUGGACGGCUGUUCUCAGGAUGAAGGAGUGGUGACCUCCCAGCUUUCAGACAUCUCCCACCGGGACGGCCACGCCACCGAUGAGGAGAAGCUGGCGUCCACGACGUCGGGUCAGAAACCCGCGGGGCCCGAGGGGAAAGGUGAGCCAGAGGACGGCCCGGAGUACUUUGAAUGUUCCAAUGUUCCCGUGCCUGCCGUAAGUCGCACAUUCGCAUCCUCAGAAGCAGGCAUCGAGAAAGACACGUGCCAGAAGAUGGAGAAGGAAGGACCUGCGGGGCCCGGACUGCUGGAGUCCCCAAUGGAGAAGGUCCCGGUGUCUGUGGCCUGCGGAGGGGAGAGCCCCCUCGAUGGCAUCUGCCUCAGUGAAUCGGACAAGACCGCCGUGCUCACCCUGAUCAGAGAAGAGAUCAUCACUAAAGAGAUUGAAGCAAAUGAAUGGAAGAAAAAAUACGAAGAAACCCGACAGGAAGUCUUGGAGAUGAGGAAAAUCGUGGCCGAGUAUGAGAAGACCAUUGCCCAAAUGAUCGAAGACGAGCAGAGGACAAGCAUGUCGUCUCAGAAGAGCUUCCAGCAGCUGACUAUGGAGAAGGAGCAGGCCCUGGCCGACCUGAACUCUGUGGAAAGGUCGCUGUCCGACCUCUUCAGGAGAUACGAGAACCUGAAAGGCGUCCUGGAAGGGUUCAAGAAGAACGAAGAAGCCUUGAAAAAGUGCGCUCAGGAUUACUUAGCCAGAGUCAGACAAGAGGAGCAGCGGUACCAGGCCCUGAAAAUCCACGCAGAAGAGAAACUAGACAAAGCCAACGAGGAGAUUGCUCAGGUCCGGACAAAAGCAAAGGCCGAGAGCGCCGCCCUCCACGCGGGGCUCCGGAAAGAGCAGAUGAAGGUGGAGUCUCUGGAAAGGGCCCUUCAGCAGAAGAACCAAGAAAUCGAAGAACUGACGAAAAUCUGUGACGAGCUGAUUGCAAAGCUGGGAAAGACGGACUGAGUUUCCCCGGUUAGCUCAGCAGAUCUGCAUUUGGCUGCUUCUCUCUCGUGACCACAAUUACCUUGCCUUACCCAGGAAUAAUUUCCCCCUUGCAGAGAAAAAAAAAAAAAAAACACAUUACAAAAGCACACACCUACUGCUGCCUGUCCUGCUUUGCUGCCAGUGCAACGGCCCCAGAGGAAACGCCGAGAAAGGAGUGGGACCAAACCCCGUCGAGAGGCUUGUCCAGACAGGCUGCGGAGCCCGGGCUACAAUUUCUCCAUCUUUAGUUCGUUUUAAAGUCAUCUUUACUUUCCCCCAGUGUGUUCCGUUUAUGAUUUUGUAGCUACUCUUUGGGGUCAUCUCCUGCCCACCCCUUGUCUGAUUUUUUAAAAAUUUUACUUAUUUCAUCUUUUAAAUGUUAAGUUUCAAUAGUAGUGGUUUUAUUCGAGGAGAUAGUUUGAGCAGGUGAGCACCAGUUGUGUGCACGCUCACAUACACACACACACACACACGUAUUUAUAUGUGCUCCUGGCUUUUUUCUCCCUGAAGCAUAGUCAGAUAAGAACUUCUCUACAGAAGAGCAUGUUUCCCUAAAUGUAAAACGCUAUUUUGAAACAGAAGCCUUGCUCAGAAUGCCAACUUCAGAAUUGGGGGGUUCGAGGUUGUUGAAGAUGUGAAGCCCCCAGACUCCACGUCUGGCUUGACUCAGAACCUCGGACUCAGGUGUCAUGUGGGGGAGACUUGGCUGCAGUGUUCUUGCCCCGCGUCUGGACGCCCCUUAGCCUGGAUGCUGGGGGACCCCUUGGGGUUAGUCCUCAGACUGAGAGUGUCUCCUUUCUGUGUGGCCCCUCACAGCUGGGGUGGCCUAGAGCCACCAGUCUCCUCUGCAUCCUUCCUUGCUACAAAAUCAGCAUUUACCCUGUAUUCUCUUUCUGUUGGAAGUAUGCGAAGAAAAUCUACUUGUGAAAGGUUUUAUUUAAUGAACCCCAUUCGCAAUUGUAAGGUGAAGCCAUGGUCGGGUUUUUUUUGCAAGUGUGAUGCAUUGUUCUUCAGAUUUUUUUUUUCCUAAAGACAAAAAAAUUCCUCUCAAACUCAAAAUAGCAGAACGUUUAACAAAAUGGGUAGGAAGAAUCAUGUGAACCACUCCAAAAAUCAGCGCAUUUUGAAUAUUUUUAAACCAAGGACAAUUGGAUACUGGAGACGGGGAGUGCAGGGAGCAGACUGCCCCCCCUCCAAAAAAACCAACAACAAAUUCCUCAAGCUGUUCCUGGACUCCAUUCAGCGUGGCAGGCUAUUCACCCCCAAGUAGAAGUUUCCUCUGUACCACCGUGAGUCCCCUCCCAUCUGAUAGGCAAAACCAAGUCCCGGCUGGGGUUUUGAAGCACUCUUUUGUCUUAAUCUGAACAGCCUGAGCAUCUUCAUGGUGACAUGCACUCUCCUCAGUUCAUGUAAGUUUUCAGACUUUUCUUGUCAACCUGUUGCAUGAUCCACCUUCAGCAGUGACUUGUGCCUCGUGGAGAAUGUGUGUAGACCUUUAAAGGGUGACCCUUCCUUUAGCCGUGUACUCUUUACGUGGGUGCAGUCUUUAGCCCCAGGGAGGUCAGUGAUGUCUUUUAAAGCCAGAAGUCACAUUUUACUGAUACGCAUUUAUCGUAAUUGGUGCUUGGGCUGUAUUUUAAAGCCUAUCAUCUUAACAUUUUGUACAAAAAAAGACAACAACAGAAACGAUCUUCUGUGUUUGGAGAAGUGACUUGACAAUCACUGGGGCUCCGAAAGCUGUCGCUGUGCUGCUGUUAGGGUCCUCAGAGGAACAGGUGUCUCCAGUUGGGGUGACCCACAGCCCCUCCCACUCCUCUGCGCCUCCAGAAACUAACCCUGCGUUUUGCAGAAAGAAGCGUCACUAACCCUUGUUGGCGGCUGUGUUGCGGUGACACAUCCGUGUUUACUUGUUUCACGUUGAUCUGUUUGACGCAGGAGAGGCUUUUAGUGGUCUCCGUUAGGAAGCCGCGGCCCUCUUUUCAGGCAUCGCAUGCCUAAAAGGAGAAGGUCGCUGUGUGUUAGGUAAGACAGAGGUGACGACAAUCCUUCCCCAGCAGACUGGUGAGAAGAGACCCCUUAAAACCUAGACCUUCGUGAAUGAAGUUGCCGCCCAAGGAAAACGCAAAGGCUCCUGUCAAGUAGUACUUGCCGCUGGCCUCUCAGCCGUGACUGUUGCAAGGAAACGGUCUUCCUUCCCACUUAAUAGAUGCAUGUCCUCCAACAGGAGGAGCAUGGUAGCUUUACAGCUGGCAAAUCAAGAGAAUACACUGGGUAGAUGAAGUAUGUUUGUUUAUUUUUAUUAUUUUUUUAAUAAGGGGGGAAAAGAGCUUUUAGUAUUCCGGAGAGUAAAAAUACAGCCCAGGGUUUUGCUUCAAAAUAUGGGCGGGCCCGAUGCCCUGUGGGUUAGGAGUGACACAGCCUGGGACAAGCGUGGGGAGGACACGAGGGGGAGCCUGGCAUGGACGGGGCUCAGGAACCCAGGAGUCCCGCUGAGACUCUGGACCCACAGCUGGUUCUUAGCUUGUUGGCUUUGCUGAAGUGGAGGUAGAUGGUCUUUAUCUAAAAGUGUUGUAAGUGGAGGAUCUCGUGUAAGACAGACUGAACUGUUUGUCACUCGGGUGGCUGGUCAGUCACAGACAUCCCGAACUGUGCUUGCCUUAGAGAAGCUCCUAGAAGCCAGAGACACGCCCAAACCCUUUGUCUGUAAAACCGGUCUGGAAACGCUGAGGAGUCUGUUUGCUCACGUGGCUGCUGGCAUCUUCAGACCCAUCCAAAUUAGGAAGUGCAGAAGGCACACGUUGCUGGAAAUUUCCAAGGGUCUGGCAGCCUUCCGGGACGAUGCGGAGUCCGAGGGAAGACGUUUGGAGGCCAGCUCAAGCUGAACCCUCUUUCCAGCCAGUUACCCUUCCUAACAUCCCACACUUUCUGCAACCCUCACACAGACACUCAGCUGUCUUUCAGACAGCCCUGAAUUCGUGCGGACGAAUUGCAGUCCGGGAGAGUAAACGGUCCCAAGUGUUCCUGGGCUGACUCAGGGCAGCCAGAGUGAAGCAGUCAUCCUAAUGGAAGGGAGCAGAGGACCCGAGGGCUGUAAAGCUCCAAGUGCAGUUGCCAGAGCUGGUGUGGUUUGUCUGUGUGCUCGAGCUGGGAACGAUUCGGUGCCUGCUGUUUCAGUAGACUAAAAGCUCCCAAGCUCCCUCUCCUCCUUUUGGUUUUUCGCUGCAGUUGGUAGGUGUGUCAUGCACUGUCCACGACUUCUUUGUAGUUUGGUGACGACCAGGCAAGCUUGCUUUUGGCCUUGGGUGGUAUCUUACACAAAUGAUUUCUUUAAAGUAAUUGAACCUCUUGUUGGGAAGAGAGAAAACUAGGUGUUGAAGGAUGAAGUGAGUCCGGCAAAGCAUUUUUAAAGUAAAGCCGUAUAUAUCCUGAAGACUUUGAAAGAUAGCAGAUUAUUAUUACUUGCUUAUUAAAAGAAUAAAUAUUGUCUGGGAAUCCCAGAAUUGUCAAGCCAAAGGUCUAUAAAGUCACUUCCUUCAAAGAUUUCAACAAGUAUUUUAAGGAGACUUCUGUCCGAAAAAGGUUUGACUGGCCUCCAGAUUCCAGUGAUUUUAAGAAAGCAACUCAUCACACAAACCUUGAGUCUCCCAUGCAGUAAAGAGAGAGGAAUGGAUAUAAUAGACGCUUCUAAGGAUCUCCUCUGGAUGGCAGCGUUUCCAGUGGAGACUCCCUCCCCAGUGCUCAGAGCUAGCAUUCUGGAGACUAAAGAUUGCACUUUCUGUUGUUUUUCGUCCAAAUGCAAUCCCAUUUCUGUGCCUCUUAGCAUGCAGUUAGAUUUGGACAAAUAAGAUUCCUAAGGAAUGACUUUAUUAACUAUAAUAUGGUUACAGCUAUUACAUAUACACACACACACACACACAGGUUAUAGUUUUACUCCGGAGACGGUGCAUGCGACGCUGGCCUGUGGCAGUCUGUCUGCUGCUUUAACUCAGUUGGAGGAGGCCCGGCCUGGUGCUGAGGUGUGGCUUUGAACCAUCCCUGUAGUGAUUCUUCACUCCCGAAGGUUAAAGACGCCACGUUCUCCCCCUUCUGCCUUUCAGUGGUAUCUGAAAAAUGCCCCCAAAGGCAUUUCCCAGUCACAUUGUUAACCAGUCAACUGUGUGAGUAGUUUUCUAGUGGUCAUAUAAAAUGUGAGCUCCGGAACCAGCCCGCCGUCCAGACACAGGGCAGUCUGCAGGUGAGACAGGCUGCCUCAGCCUGGGCCCUUCUCACCCAGUGGGACAGGACGCGGGCAUUUCUUUUACAUCUCAGAGGUCACAGCAAACUUCUCCGUGUCGCUCUCAGCAAGUGUGUGUUCGCCAGUAGAUUCCCCACGUGUGCCAACGAGUAAAUGUUAAUGACUUGCACAUCUGCUUCCCCUGUGUCCCCACGGGUGCCACGAAGUGUGUAAGGAGCCUCGUCCAGAGGAACGUAACGCUGCACUGACUACUGCUCCCGGGAUUGUGUCGCGUGGAAUGAGCCUCUACAUAAGUUUUAUAUGCACAAGUAAUUGCCCUUUUAUAUGUCAGGUAAAUAUUUGUAAAAGUUAUACUCACACAAAUGAAAUUAUUAUAAUGAUUACUAAUAUAUUUUUUCCAUGUUUCAUUGCCUGAAUAAAGACUGUUUACCACUGUUA
This is a messenger RNA of Camelus dromedarius (Arabian camel), 7485 nucleotides long. It is a transcript of the gene TACC1, whose product is annotated as transforming acidic coiled-coil containing protein 1. Bases 375 to 2792 code for a protein of 805 amino acids. The record is from RefSeq and is a predicted model, not a curated record. The transcript has 14 exons. Gene Ontology annotation, biological process: mitotic spindle organization; cerebral cortex development; cell population proliferation. Lineage: Eukaryota; Metazoa; Chordata; Mammalia; Artiodactyla; Camelidae. Gene Ontology annotation, cellular component: cytoplasm.